Glycine soja is the source of this 1603-nucleotide messenger RNA. RefSeq names its product glycinol 4-dimethylallyltransferase-like. Gene Ontology annotation, cellular component: membrane. The coding region runs from base 99 to 1337 and encodes 412 amino acids. The record is from RefSeq and is a predicted model, not a curated record. Gene Ontology annotation, molecular function: prenyltransferase activity. The transcript has 13 exons. Lineage: Eukaryota; Viridiplantae; Streptophyta; Magnoliopsida; Fabales; Fabaceae.
AUUGAAAUAUCUCAUUCCUAUCAUCUCCGCCGUAGGGGUGUGUGCUUCUUUACUUAUUCUAUAGAGAGUGCUUUGUGUUGUUAGUGAGUUCAGUUUCCAUGGAUCGUACGCUUGUUAUGUCUUCACCUAAUGUCUGUUCAAACACUAAUGGUGGAAAUCUCAUGCGCAGGAAACAUUCCACCAUGGCCAACAAUAUAUACUAUCCAACUUCUUGCGUAUCAAAAGCUUCACAAUGCCAUAGGAAAACUCAAAUAGAAUGCAAUCUUUUGAGGUCACAACAGUCAAUUUUGAAUCAUCAUUACAAAUGCAUUGAAGGAAGGCCUACAUUUCAAGAAUGCAAUAGAAAAUAUGUUGUAAAAGCAGCCCAUGCUAUACCAUCUUUUGAUUCUGAAUCUCACGCUUCCAGUCCCAAAAACAUUUUGGACCCUGUCAAAAAAUUCUUGGUUGCUUUGUACUGGUUUUGCAAUCCUCACUCGAUGAUUGGCCGAACAUUAAGCGCAACAUCUGGGUGUCUGCUUGCAGUGGAGAAAUUGUCAGAUAUAUCUCCAUUAUUUUUCAUUGGUUUGUUACAGGUCUUGGUACCCAACUUCUUUAUGGAUAUUUAUGUUAAUGGUGUGAAUCAACUGUUUGACCUUGAAAUAGACAAGAUAAAUAAACCAUUUUUACCAUUAGUAUCUGGGAACUUAUCCAUUACAAAUGCUGUCUUUAUUGUAGCAUCAUCUGCAAUUCUGAGUUUUUGGCUAAGCUUGAUUAUAGGUUCUUGGUCAUUGAUUUGGAACGUUGCGCUGUGCUUUUUGCUGUGGACUGCCUAUUCAGUAAAUGUGCCCCUGUUGAGAUGGAAGAGAUCACCAGUACUCACAGCAAUGAUUAUGUUUUCUAGUUGGACACUUAUAUUUCCAAUUACAUAUUUCCUUCACAUGCAGACGUUUGUGUUCAAAAGGCCAGUUGUCUUUACAAGAUCGUUGAUUGUUUCUAUGGUAUUCUAUGGUUUCUACUCUAUAAGUUUAGCAUUGUCCAAGGAUAUACCCGACAUCGAAGGAGAUACAAAAUUUGGCAUACGUUCUUUUGCAACACGUUUAGGUAAAAAAAAGGUAUUUUGGAUUUGUGUUUCCCUAUUCGAAGUGGCUUUUGGAGUUGUCCUCCUCGCAGGAGCAUCAUCUUCUUCUCCCCUCUGGAUUAAAAUUAUUACGGGUCUAGGAAGUAUUAUUCCUGCUACAAUUCUCUGGUACCAGACCAAAUAUGUAGAUUUGUCAAGUCCAGAUUCGACCAGAUCCUUCUAUAUGCUGAACUGGAAGUUGUUGAACGUAGCAUUCUUGUUCCUGCCUUUAAUUAGAUAAGGAUGACACUGAAGACCAAGACAAUGUUCGUAAAGCGUACAACAAAAUAGUAUAGAUCUUUUGCACCUAAAUUUAUUAAAACAAUAAAAAUCAUUAGAUUUGUGUUCCAUAGAUAUAAGUUCAUGUAUCAUUAAGAUUUUUCUUUACUUUUGUCGAAGAUUUUAUCAUCUGUAUCCAUACCAACAUUGGCCUUGAUUGUCAUAUAUUUCAUAAGUGGAACAAGAAAAUAUAAACAACUUGUUAUACUAAAAGUUUUAAGCGAAAAA